GCCGUUGCCAUGGGAGACGCGGCAGCGCUCGUGCUCUGCUGUGUCCUGCGUUCAGUUCAAGAUUGUAACUGUCCGUUACAAUCACGGGAAAUCAGGAAGAUUUUAAUAUUCAGAGGGAUGAUUUUAUGAUUCAUACGGGAUACGAAACCUGCAUUUCGACUCGCACGGGUUUAAAGGCUCUGUGGAGUUUUGAAUCAGACGGAGAUUAGAGAUGCCCAGAGCGUCUCAUCUCCUCCUGCACUCAGUGAAAUUAACCCGUAAUCCCCUCAGUGACCUGCUGCUCUUCCUGUGUAACACCUUGGAUAACACGAGCUGAAGGACUCUGACUCACAGCCCAGUCCAACACGAGGCCAGUGUGACAGGACACUUCUGCUGGAGUCCAGCUCUGCUUACUACAAAGAGGAACAUCUCGACACUCUGAUGAGGAAUUCAGCUCUCUCAUGUCUUUAGGCACAUUAAUACUCCCCUGAGGAUCUGAAUGUUUACUCGUCACUGUAUCCAGCAUGGCUGACGCCUGGAUUAAACGGCCUGUGGAACAACUCCAGGAAUUGUCCUUGUCGUCUUUUGGUUUUUUAUGGAGCAGCCAGAAGUGAGAUGGAAUUUCCUCCAUAUAAUCGGCGUGGAAUAAUCUCCAUGUCAGACGUCUGCUGAAGAGAUUCGUAUGGCGGAGGGUUGUGGUAGCGCUGUGUGCUGAUAUAUUCCGGAUCGCUAUAGAUAUGCUUCAAACCAAUAACUACUCGCUGGUGCUGCUGAUCCAGCUGGCACUGCUGACCUUUGACUUGUUUGUCAACUCCUUCAGUGAACUGCUGCGGGCCGCCCCGGUCAUACAGCUCGUGCUGUUCAUAAUCCAGGACAUUGGCAUCCUGUUUAAUGUGAUCAUCAUUCUUCUCAUGAUGUUUAACACAUACGUGUUCCAGGUGGGGCUGGUGUCCCUGUUACUGGAGCGAUUCAGAGCGCUGCUGAUACUGUCUGCUCUCUACCUGACCCUCAGCAUCUGCUUUCACUGCUGGGUCAUGAACCUGAGGUGGAUGGAGUCCAAUCGUUUCGUGUGGACGGACGGUCUGCAGGUUCUCUUUGUGUUCCAGAGACUAGCUGCUGUGCUGUAUUACUACUUCUACAAACGCACAACCGAGUACCUGGGAGACCCCAGACUUUACGAGGAUUCCCCGUGGCUCCGUGACGCAUUCGCUAGAGCGCGACAGUGAGACUGAAGAAAGAAAGCGACUGGAACCCAAGGGAUGCUAACGUUGUGUGAAACAAUCCAAAAAACUCAACCAAAGCAUUUCAAAAAACAAAACGGAUGGACUCGGUCAGAGCCUCGCCACCUUAAAACAAACCUCUGAAUUGUAGGAAGGAGCCAAGAUGACUUCCAUGGAGCACAAAGGCAAAUGAGGAGAUCUCAUUUUGGGAUUUAAAUCACUGAUGUCUGAAGGUCUCAAUUAAGAUGUCUGUAUCAUAGCAAAUGAUCUUACUGUCAUCAACAGGUGUAAAGCUACAUUUUUACAGUGACUUUCCAGAAAUGGCUUCUUACCUGUUGGUUGCAUCGACAUCUUGUUGUAGUAGCAUUUUCUUUUUAUAUUGUUUUGGAUCACUGCUGGAGCAGCGUUUGAUUGUACAGUCGAACCACGAGUGGUUUCGUUUGCUUCAGAUUGCCUUUGAAAAGACGAGUGGAAUUUGGUCUGAAGGAUCGUCAUAUUGGAGUUGUUUUUUGUAUACUGUACCAGUUUUUUUUUUAAAUAUUUUCAUAAGAAUCCUAAACUUGUUUUCAGUAAAUUGUCGACGGAGCAUCAACAAAGUGCCUCACUGUUCACCCAACACUACGCAAAGUGAGGAAACAGCAGAGCGUCAGUGCACUUGUUAUGCUGUAAUCUGUGACUGCUAAUAAACAUUUUCCAUUGGA
This is a messenger RNA of Megalobrama amblycephala (Wuchang bream), 1900 nucleotides long. It is a transcript of the gene tmem138, whose product is annotated as transmembrane protein 138. The record is from RefSeq and is a predicted model, not a curated record. Gene Ontology annotation, cellular component: cilium. Bases 717 to 1205 code for a protein of 162 amino acids. The transcript is spliced from 6 exons. Lineage: Eukaryota; Metazoa; Chordata; Actinopteri; Cypriniformes; Xenocyprididae.